Molecule: messenger RNA, 3688 nt
Organism: Mastomys coucha (southern multimammate mouse)
Lineage: Eukaryota; Metazoa; Chordata; Mammalia; Rodentia; Muridae
Gene: Srp72
Product: signal recognition particle 72
Exons: 19
Coding region: 43-2058 (671 amino acids)
Biological process (GO): SRP-dependent cotranslational protein targeting to membrane
Cellular component (GO): signal recognition particle, endoplasmic reticulum targeting
Molecular function (GO): protein binding; ribosome binding; 7S RNA binding
Source: RefSeq, a predicted model, not a curated record
CAGAGGUCGCCCUCCCCCUCCCCCCACCCCACCUCCUCCAAGAUGGCGAGCGGCGGCAGCGGCGGGGUGUCAGUCCCGGCGCUGUGGAGUGAGGUGAACCGUUAUGGGCAGAACGGCGACUUCACGCGUGCCCUUAAGACUGUCAACAAGAUAUUGCAGAUCAACAAGGAUGAUGUAACUGCCCUGCACUGUAAAGUUGUUUGCCUUAUCCAGAAUGGAAGUUUCAAAGAAGCCUUGAAUGUCAUCAAUACUCACACCAAAGUGUUGGCCAAUAACUCUCUGUCCUUUGAGAAGGCAUAUUGCGAGUACAGGUUGAACAGAAUUGAGAAUGCCUUGAAGACAAUAGAAAGUGCCAACCAGCAGACAGACAAACUGAAGGAGCUUUAUGGACAAGUGCUGUACCGCCUGGAACGCUAUGAUGAGUGCCUGGCUGUGUACAGAGAUCUUGUUCGGAACUCCCAGGACGACUAUGAUGAGGAGAGGAAAACAAACCUGUCAGCGGUCGUUGCUGCUCAAAGCAACUGGGAAAAAGUGGUUCCUGAGAACUUGGGUCUCCAAGAGGGCACACACGAACUCUGUUACAACGCUGCGUGUGCAUUGAUCGGGCAAGGCCAGCUGACCCAGGCAAUGAAAAUCCUACAAAAAGCUGAAGAUCUUUGUCGCCGUUCAUUUUCAGAAGAUUCAGAUGGGACUGAGGAAGACCCACAGGCAGAACUGGCCAUCAUUCAUGGUCAGAUGGCUUACAUCAUGCAGCUUCAGGGUCGUAUAGAGGAGGCUCUGCAGCUUUACAAUCAGAUAAUAAAACUGAAGCCAACAGAUGUGGCACUUCUUGCUGUAAUCGCAAAUAACAUCAUUACCAUUAAUAAGGACCAAAAUGUCUUUGACUCUAAGAAGAAAGUGAAAUUAACCAAUGCAGAAGGAGUAGAGUUCAAGCUCUCAAAGAGACAACUGCAAGCCAUAGAGUUUAACAAAGCUUUACUUGCCAUGUAUACAAACCAGGCAGAACAGUGCCGAAAAAUAGCUGCCAGUUUACAGUCCCAGAGUCCUGAGCAUCUCCUGCCUGUGCUAAUCCAAGCUGCCCAGCUCUGUCGUGAAAAGCAACAUACAAAAGCAAUAGAGCUGCUUCAGGAAUUUUCUGAUCAACAUCCAGAAAAUGCAGCUGAAAUCAAGCUUACCAUGGCACAAUUGAAAAUUUCCCAAGGUAAUAUUUCCAAAGCUUGUCUAAUCCUGAGAAGCAUAGAGGAGCUAAAGCACAAGCCAGGCAUGGUCUCCGCGUUGGUAACCAUGUACAGCCACGAGGAAGACAUUGAUAGUGCCAUUGAAGUCUUCACACAGGCUAUCCAGUGGUAUCAAAGCCAUCAGCCCAAAUCCCCUGCUCAUUUGUCCUUGAUAAGAGAAGCUGCAAACUUCAAGCUCAAAUAUGGACGGAAGAAGGAGGCCGUUAGUGACCUAGAACAGCUGUGGAAACAAAAUUCAAAAGAUAUUCACACCCUAGCCCAGCUUAUUUCUGCUUACUCGCUUGUGGAUCCAGAGAAGGCAAAGGCUCUUAGUAAACACCUGCCCUCAUCGGAUAGUAUGUCUCUAAAAGUAGAUGUUGAGGCUCUUGAAAAUUCUCCUGGUGCUACCUACAUUCGGAAGAAGGGUGGAAAAGUUACUGGAGAUAAUCAACCAAAGGAACAAGGACAGGGAGAUUUGAAAAAGAAGAAGAAGAAAAAGAAAGGAAAACUGCCUAAGAAUUAUGACCCAAAAGUUACCCCAGAUCCAGAAAGAUGGCUACCAAUGCGAGAGCGCUCUUACUACCGAGGAAGAAAGAAGGGUAAAAAGAAGGACCAGAUUGGAAAAGGAACACAGGGAGCCACUGCAGGAGCCUCCUCGGAACUGGAUGCCAGUAAAAAUGUGAGCAGCCCCCCCACCUCCCCGAGACCAGGAAGUGCGGCAACGGUAUCUCCCUCUACAAGUAACAUUGUACCCCCGAGACACCAGAAACCAGCAGGGGCCCCAGCCACGAAGAAGAAACAGCAACAGAAGAGGAAGAAAGGAGGGAAAAGUGCCUGGUGAUGACAGGGUUCUUGUUGCAGGCUGUUCUUAACCCAGUGUCAGUGACAUUAGGAACAUAAUAAAGGUAACACAGCAGGAAGCACAGAGCUCCCUCCUCCAUCCCCAUAGUCCUGAAAUGAUUUCUUACACUUCAGACAGAAGACAUCUCCUCAGACUGCCCAGUCAAAUCUGGCCUGCAUGUACCAAAUAGCUUUACAGACAGAGGCCUGAAGAUGGCAGCAUAAGACACGUUAUCUAAGGUUUCCCGGGAUUUAAAUAGAAAAGAGUUUCUCCUGUUUCAACUAGUGUGCAGAUACAUGUUCCUAUAAAGUCUCACCUUAAAUUAUGUCUUACAAGGCUAAAAGUGGAGUCUUCUGAGCAUUCCAAGUAUGUGUUUAGAGCUAUCAUGUGAUGAAAAGGGAUCUUAGUAACUGAGCAGCCAGAAAGACUCACCAUCUAAAUAAUCUUAACCAUAAAUUCUGUCCUGUGACCCUGGAGUUGGGAGUCGUUCACGUGUGUGUGUGUUUGUACACAUCUGACUCCUUUGUACUUUGUUGUUUCAUUUUCAGAUUAUGUUAACAUGCUGAUUUAGUUCCACUGAAGACCUCAGAAAAUGUAUCAGUGUUCCAAGUAGUUGCCUCUUAGACCCAGUGUUCUGAGGGCAAAUGGCUGUGGGUGGGCUUCUCAAUCAGAACACUUAAUGGCCACCAUCAAGAACAUAAACUUUGACUUCUUUAUCUUUAAGAGGAAACAGUAUGGUAUUGAAAUUCACAAGAGCAUUUGGCCCUAUUAAUAAUCAGAUGGCUCCCCUUUCUGGUUAUGGGACAUGACUUUCGUUACCUUUUCGAAGUAACAUGGUCUGCAGUCAUUUUGUGGUGUAAAUGUUAUUCUUGUCUUUCAUUGCUAGCAGGCCACUUUCACACUCAACAGUUGUGAGACACAUGUGGGUCUCCCCAUGCUUAGUAUUCACUUAUGUCACCUGAGAUAUCAUUUAUUUCACACCUAUAUUUCCUGUGAUCAGAUUACUCUGUUCUUGUUAAUAAAAGUGCUGCUGUUUGAGCAUUAUCUAUUGGAACUUCUUCAGUGGGUUUCUACAAGGCUUUCCUGCUCUGUGGAGUUAGAAAUAGGGGCUGCUUUUCUGUUGAACAUAGUCAGUAUCUGCAGUGUCUCAGAGGGAUCUGCACCGCCCCCCACCCCCCAGAGGACUGAAUACCCUGUUACAGGAAGACUCAGCGUUGAGGAGCCCAUUACAUCUCCUCUGCUUAAGGACAGUUUUUAAGUUGACCAACAGAAUCUUGAUAUUCUAAACUUUGAGAAUUUUAGUCCAAGACAUCAUGGUGAAAUACAUACAUAGUCAUCUUAGUAGGCAUUACUAGCAGCACUUGAUACUAUCAUUGCUAAGGCACAGAAACCUCAAUUUCAAAUAAGUUAUUUAAACUUCAUCUGUAUUAACAUUUUAGUAACUAUUUGGGGGAAGUCUUUAACUGGUUCAGUGUGUGUGUGUGUGUGUGUGUGUGUGUGUGUGUGUGUGUACACAUGUGCACAUACACAUUAAUAAAGAACGUGGAAAACAUCCAUUCACUGUGUCACAUUUUGAAAUAAAUUUUAAAAUAAACUAGUGGUGAAUGUGAAUAAAGAUGUUUUGGGUAUU